GGUUUUAUUUUUGCGCUCUUCCUUUCCGGUUUUCAUCACUUUUUCUAUUUUAUUUAAACUUUCUUCUACCAUCUCUCUCCUUUUUUCCCAGAAAUCAAAACUAAUCCUUCCUCUUCUCUUUAGUAGUGAUUUGGUUAGUCAACCCUUGAAGCCGAAGCGAAGAAACGAGUGACAAUAAAGGCAAAAACAAAUAAAAAUCCUCAGCGCGUAUCAUAUAUUAAUCAUCCACAUUGGUCUCAUUACAUCUUUACUUAGUGAAACUGGGACGAUUCAUCAGUAGUUGAUGGGACGCAAGACAUAAAUUAGCGAGGAAUCUCAGCUGAACAGAUAUACAGAAGGAUUCAACGUUAAAUGACUGACGCACAUGGGACUCAAGUUGACCAGAAGGAAUAUGACGAUACAUAUGUAAGCAGGAUGGAUAUACUACAUGUCACGAGCGUACAGCUUUAUUCGACAGCAUGCAUCAUCGGAUUAAUCACGGCAGCAAUGAUUCUGAUCAACAAUUUGGGUGGAAGAUAUGGAUGCCAAGUAUUGGACAAAUGCAAAAAGGGCUCAUCGAUUGAUAUAAAAAAGGGAAUAUCAGGAACAUUGGGUCGAAAUUUCAGAUCAGUAUAUGGCAUAGCGAUGUUGGAUGUAGCUUACAUUACAGUUGCACCUAAUACGGCCUAUAUAUUCAACUAUGGAACCUCUCAAUGGUCAAAUCUUCCGGGUGAUACUCAAAAUACAAAUGUGCGCUAUUCGAACACAGCUACACUUGGCAAUGAUAAUCGGAUCUAUAUGAUUGGUGGUUUCGAAGAUCAACCAGGAUCCAUUUAUUCUGUCCCACGAGUCAACAUUUUACAAGUGAGAUGGUACGAUACUGUCAAUAAGAACUGGGGGACAGAUGUAGCUACAAUUGCUAACGGUAAUCCCGCAACAGUAUCACAGCGUGCCUAUCAUACGACCACUCAAAAUAAACAAAUCAUGAAUCAUGACGCUGAAUGCAAUCACGCAAGAGUGUCUGACAAGAUGAACGGACUUCUGUAUUUUUUAGGUUUUCAUGUGUUCAGAAAUUUACCAUAUGAGAACAAAGACGUGAAGCAGUAA
This is a messenger RNA of Halteromyces radiatus, 1086 nucleotides long. RefSeq lists its product as uncharacterized. The transcript is spliced from 5 exons. Gene Ontology annotation, molecular function: protein binding. Lineage: Eukaryota; Fungi; Mucoromycota; Mucoromycetes; Mucorales; Cunninghamellaceae. The record is from RefSeq and is a predicted model, not a curated record. Bases 352 to 1086 code for a protein of 244 amino acids.